Molecule: messenger RNA, 1100 nt
Organism: Elaeis guineensis (African oil palm)
Lineage: Eukaryota; Viridiplantae; Streptophyta; Magnoliopsida; Arecales; Arecaceae
Product: mitochondrial import inner membrane translocase subunit TIM23-1
Biological process (GO): protein import into mitochondrial matrix
Cellular component (GO): TIM23 mitochondrial import inner membrane translocase complex
Molecular function (GO): transmembrane protein transporter activity
Source: RefSeq, a predicted model, not a curated record
AGAACCUGGAGUACGAAAUAAUAUCAACCCGUCCCAAGGUACAAUUCUACAAAUUGGCAAGCACUUCUCGAAUACCACCGAAUGGGUUUCUUUGUAUAAAACCAAAAGAAAAAAGAAACCCUCUAAAUAGAAAACCCCUCUGGUCUCGCCGCCAUCGCGUUCUCACGUUCUCCUACGCGCGAGCUUCGUCGGAGACGGUAUAAAAGGAAGCUUCCGCACCCCGCGCCCAAUCCCCCCUUCCUCACCUGUCUUCCUCCCCGAAAUCCACCAAACCCUAGAUAUCAGAGGAGAGGAGAUUUCAUGGCUGAUCCAAGAAUCUACGGUGGCGACGACCUCGAUCGCCGGCAGGAUCCCAGCCGGCGGCUCUACAACCCCUACCAGAACCUCCAGAUCCCCUAUCGGACCCUCUACGACGUUCCCACCUCGCCGGAGUUCCUUUUCCAGGAGGAAUCCGUCGCCCAGCGCCGCUCCUGGGGCGAGAACCUCACCUACUACACCGGCAUCGGCUACCUCACCGGCGCCGUUGCCGGCGCCUCCCUCGGCGUCCACCGCGCUCUUCGCGCCACCGAGCCUGGCGAUACUCUCAAGAUCCGCGUCAACCGCAUCCUCAAUUCGUCCGGCCAGGACGGCCGCCGGAUCGGGAACCGCCUCGGCGUUCUCGGCCUCCUGUAUGCAGGGAUGGAAAGCGGGAUGGUCGCUGCCAGGGACACGGAUGACUGGAUCAACAGCGUGACUGCUGGGCUCGGCACCGGGGCCCUGUUCAAGGCCGCGAAUGGGCCGCGUUCGGCGGCUGUCGCUGGCGCCAUCGGGGGAUUGAUGGUUGGAGCUGCUGUCGCUGGGAAGCAGGUGUUGAAGAGAUAUGUGCCGAUCUAGGGUUUGUUUGGAAUCCUCUCGCCCCGAACCUUUUUAUCUGUUUGUUUUCUUUUCCUUUCUUGAUUCUAGAGGGGACCAAAAUAUGUGUGUCCAUUUUUGCACUUACAUGCAACCAUGUGGUGACCGGAAAGGUCAAAUAAUUUAUUGGAACAAGCCGAUAAAAACAAUUUCAUUAAUUUAAAUUUUGUUAUAUGAUAGUAUAACUGUUUGUAUUUUGGGUUUGAGGA